This is a messenger RNA of Chionomys nivalis (European snow vole), 2398 nucleotides long. It is a transcript of the gene Zcchc17, whose product is annotated as zinc finger CCHC-type containing 17. The transcript is spliced from 8 exons. The record is from RefSeq and is a predicted model, not a curated record. Lineage: Eukaryota; Metazoa; Chordata; Mammalia; Rodentia; Cricetidae. Gene Ontology annotation, molecular function: RNA binding; zinc ion binding. Gene Ontology annotation, biological process: RNA stabilization. Bases 156 to 878 code for a protein of 240 amino acids.
GUCCCUCCUAGGCGCCCCGUGCAUUGUGGGUUGGGAACGCGCUGAGCAGGUUCGGCACUCCAGGCGAUACAGCGGCUGCCGGGCUAGGAGCCGGCGCGGAGACGUUUGAAUUAGCUUUAGCAGAAGAGAAAUGGAGGAGCCGUAGAAUUUUAAGGAUGAAUUCAGGAAGGCCUGAGACCAUGGAAAACUUGCCUGCACUCUAUACUAUUUUUCAAGGAGAGGUUGCUAUGGUGACAGACUAUGGAGCCUUUAUCAAAAUCCCAGGCUGUCGGAAGCAAGGUCUGGUCCAUCGAACUCACAUGUCAUCCUGCCGAGUGGACAAGCCUUCUGAGAUAGUAGAUGUUGGAGAUAAAGUGUGGGUGAAGCUCAUUGGCCGAGAGAUGAAAAAUGAUAGAAUAAAAGUGUCCCUCUCCAUGAAAGUUGUCAACCAAGGAACUGGGAAAGACCUCGAUCCCAACAACGUUAUCAUUGAACAAGAAGAGAGGCGGAGACGCUCCUUCCAGGAUUACACUGGGCAGAAGAUCACCCUUGAGGCUGUCCUGAACACUACUUGCAAGAAGUGUGGCUGCAAAGGCCACUUCGCAAAAGACUGCUUCAUGCAGCCAGGUGGAACCAAGUAUUCUCUGAUCCCCGAGGAGGAAGAGGAAAAAGAAGAGGCAAAGGAAGAAGGAAUUGAGAAGCCUGAUCCCACAAAGAAUUCUUCCAGGAAAAGAAAGAAGGAAAAGAAGAAAAAGAAACACAGAGACAGGAAGUCAUCUGACUGUGACAGCUCUGACUCUGAGAGUGAUAUGGGCAAGAAGGCAAGGCAUGCGUCUAAAGACAGCAAGGCUACAAAGAAAAAGAAGAAGAAGAAGAAGCACAAGAAGCAUAAGGAAUGAGGGUGGACUGGGCCGUGGCUCCAGCAGCCCUGCUCCUGGAAAGACUCAGCAGUGAGAGUCUGGCCUCCCGUCCCACUGACUUUGUCCCUGUGGUCUCAGAUGGCUUCUCAUGCAGCAAGCAGCUUGAUGAGCCAGAGGGAAGCUCCCAAAUGUUUUUUCCUUAUUGCUUCUGAUCCCUUUGCAAGUGACCCCUGCAGCCAUUGCAUUCUUGUACACAAUUUUCUCAUUCAGCAGAAGGUUCUAGUACCGUCCCUGGCUGCCACUACCAGAGCUGGUUUCUUUGCAGGAGUCCAAGCUAGAGCCACAGGUGCUACUGUGGAGGCGAGCCUGGCUGUUGUGGGUGAGCAGCACCCGCCUGCCUGCUAUUUGGGACCAAUUGUGGGUGGACUCUGCAGCCUCUGUUGGCAGCAGGAGGGAGAAGUGUUGUUCCCCGUCUCCACUCCCUCAGCUUGGGCCUGUGCUCAAAGUGAAGGCUGUGUGCAGUGACUGCUAAACCAGUGCUCUGAAGCCGAGGUCAUUGCUCUGCUUUCUGUCCAUCACUGUGCGAGCGACUCUUCCAUUUCAGGUCUCUGCUUAAAUUCCUGGCAUAAAUGGAAAUGUGUUGGGUUUUAAACUUUCCAGAAGGCCUUAUUCCUAUAAUCCUUCCAGAAUUACCUACAGACUUAGCACACUAGUUCACAGAAUACACUUAAUAUGUCAUCCGAGACCCUGGAAAGAAGCCAAGCUGAGGCACAAACCAAGGCCACUAGAAGUCACAAAGUCACAGCUUCUUUUUUGUUUUUGUUUUUCGAGACAGGAUUUCGCUGUAGCUUUGGAGCCUGUCCUAGAACUCGUUCUGUAGACCAGACUGGCCUUGAACUCACAGAGGCCUGUCUGCAUUCUAAGUUCUGGGAUUAAAGGUGUGCACCAUCACCACCCAGCAAAUCACAGCUUUCUUGACAUUACUCUUGAGUCCCCUCUUCCAUAGUGAAGACCUCAUGCCCUGGGCUGAUUAGAAAACCAGGAAGACUGUAACCUUGGGAGCUCGCUGGGGCAUGAAUGGGAACUUAGCAGUCUCCUCCCACUACAGUGAUCCCCGGACCUUGUCCUGAGUCUGUACUCAGACAAGAAGAAGAGGGUGACCACAGCACAUGGUAGAGUCAGUCCAGGUGUGUUCUGUGCAGAGUGGGUGUGAAGUGGUCACUCAGAGACAGCUAUCUGACCAUGGCGAGCCAGGAUAAAGGAUUGUACAGGGCUGCUGUGCCCUCACCGGUGGCAGGAGACUGUCCACCUUGGCUCCUUACCAGUGCUGCUGGUGGCUUACAGGCUCUCAUUUCAGCCUAGGGCACAAAGGAAAGGAAGACCAAAGGCAAAAGCAACUGGGUGGCCUUGGCUCUGCUUUAUUGACCUCGGAGCACCCUUUGGGUACAGUUUUAAAAAAUAAACCACAUACACAAUGGGAACUGGAAUCCAGGCUGGUGCCCUGAUCUCCAGAAAAAUCCCAACCAAUGUGUAUUUAUACAAAACACCAGAGGAAAAAA